Centropristis striata (black sea bass) is the source of this 3265-nucleotide messenger RNA. It is a transcript of the gene pms2, whose product is annotated as PMS1 homolog 2, mismatch repair system component. The transcript has 15 exons. Bases 436 to 2970 code for a protein of 844 amino acids. Gene Ontology annotation, molecular function: ATP hydrolysis activity; ATP binding; ATP-dependent DNA damage sensor activity. The record is from RefSeq and is a predicted model, not a curated record. Gene Ontology annotation, biological process: mismatch repair. Gene Ontology annotation, cellular component: MutLalpha complex. NCBI's taxonomy places the organism in Eukaryota, Metazoa, Chordata, Actinopteri, Perciformes, Serranidae.
UUCCGGUGCUAUUGGUGAUGAAAUGCUGCAAAAUCUGAGGCAACGGCUUUGAUAAAGCUUAUUGACGUAAAAUUAUAUUUAUUUUUUGACACUGUUAUCACUAUUGUGUCUAUUUUGAGACGACGCUGUUUUUACACACUCAACAGUUUAUAUUAUUGUUUUUAAAAGUCAAGCUGCGGGAUUUUGCGCACGUGUGAAGCUCGUGAACAUCCUGCGCAGUGCGCGCGGUACAACUUCAUUUUUGUGUUUAUACGUUUAUACAGCAUGUUGUUGUGAAGCAGGCUGCACACAUAGACUGUAUAACUUGAACUAACAGUUUAUCACUAACAAACUAGAACAUUUGCAUAAUGGUACCAUGUUAGCUGGAGUCUUUCCUUACUCUGUUUCAUGUCAUAUUUUGAAUGAAUUCCUCCUGAAGCUUUUCAGUCCUCGAAGAUGUCUGAUGCUUGCAGCUCUGAACCUGCAGGAGCAAUCAAGGCCAUUGACAAGCACUCAGUGCAUCAAAUCUGCUCAGGACAGGUGGUGCUGACUUUGGCCACUGCUGUCAAAGAGUUGGUGGAAAACAGCAUCGAUGCAGGAGCCACCAACGUUGAUGUGAGGCUGAAGGAGUGUGGAGUUGAACUUGUCGAAGUGUCGGACAAUGGCAAAGGAGUAGAAGAGGCCAAUUUUGAAGGACUGACAUUGAAGCAUCACACGUCAAAGCUGCGAGAUUUCUCUGACCUCAUCCAUGUGGAAACAUUUGGCUUCAGAGGUGAAGCCCUCAGCUCUUUAUGUGCUCUGAGUGACCUGAGUGUGGUGACUUGCCACGAGUCCAGCCAGGUGGGAACCAAGCUGGUGUUUGACACCAAAGGCCACCUAGUGCAGCAGUCACCUCACCCCCGGCAGCAAGGCACCACAGUCAGUCUGCAGCAACUCUUCUACACCCUGCCUGUUCGACACAAGGAGUUUACACGCAAUAUUAAGAAGGAGUAUGCCAAAAUGAUCCAUGUCCUGCAGUCCUACUGUGUCAUCUCUACUGGAGUGCGGAUCACCUGCUCCAACCAGAAUGGGCAAGGAAAGCGCAGCACCGUCCUCAGCACCAGUGGCAGCCAGAGUAUGAGAGACAGCAUCGGGGCCAUUUUUGGACCAAAACAGCUACAGAGUCUUCUGCCUUUUCAGCAAGUGUCUCCUGCAGAAAAUAUUAUAGAAGAAUACGGACUCAAAGACGCAGAUCUACCCAAACAGCUUUUUUCCAUCACAGGGUUCUUGUCACGAGGAGACCACGGUGUUGGGAGAAGUGCUACAGACAGGCAGUUCUUUUUCAUCAACAACAGACCAUGUGACCCGGUUAAGGUGACCAAACUUGUGAAUGAAGUGUAUCAUAUGUACAACAGACAUCAAUACCCAUUUGUCGCCUUGAACAUAGCUGUCGCCUCUGAGUGUGUGGAUGUGAACGUGACUCCAGACAAACGACAGAUUUUCCUUCAGGAAGAGAAACUCUUGUUGGCUAUUCUAAAGAGCUCUCUCAUCAACAUGUAUGAAGCCGGCGUCAAUAAGAUCAGCCUGAACUACACACCCUUACCCAGCAUCAACACAAAGUCUGCAUCUGAGAUCUGUCAGGUUGUCCCGUCUAACGAGGACAUGCCAGAACCUCUAGAGGACAUGGAACAAAAGACACAGAGCCCAAAGUCGUCCCUGAACUUGGCCGGCCUAAAAGCUGCUUUUUCAAGUCAUCACAGCUCCAGUUUUGUGCACAAGUCGAGUCUGGCAAAAGGUGCUAAAAGUGGUCCAACGCAGAAAACGAUGCAGUCUUUUUUUAAGGACACGAUCAAACCUCUAACCUGCAACCCAAGUGUAACAUCUCCAGUAAAACCCACAAGAGAUCUGGCUGAAUGCUCCCCGGUGGGAAAAUCUGUGCUAGAUGGAUUUAGAUACGGGAGGACGGUAUGCAGUGAUUCAGGCUCUAAGAAAGAUGUCACUAUGUCAACACCAGAUGUCCAGGGUUCUGUCCUGGAGUCUCCUGACAGUGUGAAAGACGAAACAUUGGAAGAAAUGCCAGACAAUAGUCACACUGUUCCUGAACAGCCAGAGUUACAGACUGAGCCAUCCACAGAGGAGAGUACUGUGAGUCCAGAUGCUAAGAGAGCCAGGAAAGAGAAUUUCCUAGGAAACGACAACCCCAACUCUUCUUCAAAAUCCUCUUUGAAGAUGGUGGAUGCUCCAGUCUGCCUACAGAAGAGGACAGUGCCCCUCCAGUUCUCUUUACAAGAGCUGGUGGGGAGGGUGAAGAGGUUGCAGGACCUGCAGAAACAGAGGGUCGGUGAUGAUGCGCGCUAUCGGCGCUUCAGGGCCAAGAUCAACCCCGGAGACAACCAAAGCGCAGAGGAAGAGCUCAAGAAAGAGAUCAGUAAAGACAUGUUUAAAGAGAUGGAGAUCAUCGGUCAGUUUAACCUGGGCUUCAUUAUCACCAAAUUCAACUCGGACAUCUUCAUGAUCGACCAGCACGCCACAGAUGAGAAAUACAACUUUGAGAUGCUGCAGCAGCACACUGCGCUGCAAGGACAGAAACUCAUUGCCCCACAGAAGCUUCACCUCACGGCUGUCAGUGAAAAUGUACUCAUAGAGAACAUUGAGAUUUUCCGAAAGAAUGGCUUUGAAUUUCUUGUUGAUGAGGACGCUCAGGCGAUGGAGAGGGUUAAGCUGGUAUCUCUGCCCACCAGUAAAAACUGGACGUUCGGCCCAGCGGACAUCGAAGAGCUGAUCUUCAUGUUGAGUGACAGCCCGGGGGUCAUGUGUCGACCGUCCCGCGUACGGCAGAUGUUUGCCUCUCGAGCGUGUCGAAAAUCUGUAAUGAUCGGCACUGCUCUCAGUGUCAGUGAGAUGAAGAAGCUUGUGGUUCACAUGGGGGAGAUCGAGCAUCCUUGGAACUGUCCUCACGGCAGGCCCACCAUGAGACACCUCGCUAACCUGGACAUCAUCUCUCAAGACUGACCAUGUCAAGGAGGAAGUUGUUGAAAAAUCCUACUUAACACUGGCUUCAUAUAACUGAAAUGCACAUUGGUUCCACUUGUUAUUUCGGUUUUAACAUCCCCUGCAUACGAAGAAGACUGAGUCCAAACCAUAGCUACUGUAUUUUUGUAUGAUUCAGCUGCUUGUUAUUGACUUGUUAGUGUGUUUUUCUUAAUAUCUGUUAAGAUAGUAUGUUCUGAUUUUAUUGUAUUUUGCAUCACAAUAUUUUUUUAUAUUCUAACACCCAAUUAAUUGGGUUAAUAAACAAGAUAUGUCA